Molecule: messenger RNA, 1722 nt
Organism: Geosmithia morbida
Lineage: Eukaryota; Fungi; Ascomycota; Sordariomycetes; Hypocreales; Bionectriaceae
Product: peptidyl-prolyl cis-trans isomerase SDCCAG10
Exons: 1
Coding region: 1-1722 (573 amino acids)
Biological process (GO): protein folding; protein peptidyl-prolyl isomerization
Cellular component (GO): catalytic step 2 spliceosome
Molecular function (GO): peptidyl-prolyl cis-trans isomerase activity
Source: RefSeq, a predicted model, not a curated record
AUGUCGGCAAUCUACAACCUCGAGCCACAGCCGACGGCGUCGGCCAUCCUGCACACGACGCUGGGCGAGAUCUCGGUCGAGCUGUUCGCUAAGCAGACGCCCCUGACGUGCCGCAACUUCCUGCAGCUCGCGCUGGACGGGUACUACGAUGGGACCGUGUUCCACCGGCUGGUGUCGGGAUUUAUCGUGCAGGGUGGCGACCCGACGGGCACGGGGAACGGCGGAGAGUCCAUCUACGACGGCGGGGCGCUGUCGGGCGACCUGGACCCGUGGCCGAUGGAGAUGAGGAGGGGGCGAAACGCGGGCGAGCACGGGGUCAACUUCCGCGACGAGUUCCACUCGCGACUCAAGUUCAACCGGAGGGGGCUGCUGGGCAUGGCCAACGACGGGAGGGCCGACAGCAACGGGAGCCAGUUCUUCUUCACGCUGGACAAGGCGGAGGAGCUGAACGGGAAGAACACCCUGUUCGGACGCGUGGCGGGCGAGACCAUCUACAACCUGGCCAAGAUUGGGGAGUCGGAGGUGGUGGAGGGGACGGAUAGACCGAUGUACCCCGUCAAGAUUGACCGGGUAGAGAUCCUGGUCAAUCCGUUUGACGAUAUGAAGAAGAGGGAGAGGGUAGCUGUGCCGUCGACGGCGCAGAAGAAGAAGCCGGAGAAGAGGAAGAAGAGAAAGGGUGGCAAGCAGCUGCUCAGUUUCGGGGAUGAGGAGGGUGGAGAAGAAGAAGAGGUGCCGGUGCCGAAGAAGGCUAAGUUUGACACGAGGAUCAUUGCGGAAGAGGAGGAGGAGGAGGAGGAGGAGGAAGGGCCGGUGCCGAAACAGCCAAAGCCGAAGUCGAAGAAGGAGACGCGGGUACCGCCAAAGGAGAGACCGCCAAGGGAGACGCCGCCAAAGGAGACACAGGAGAAGGAGGUGGAGGAGGUGCAGCAGCGGCAGAAGAAGGAGGAGGAGGAGACCGGCAAGAGAUGCUCGCCUACAGCGUCACCAUCACCAUCACCAGAACCCGAACGGCAAAAGACGGCUCUGGAAAGGGCCAACGAGGAGAUGGCGGCCAUCAAGGCCUCGCUACGACGGACGGUGCACACGGAGGCAGCCGUCCGACCGGAGAAGAGGAAGAAGUCUACGCUCGAUUCCAUGAUCCCCGAGAACUCCGUGCGCGGCGCACGGAAGAGACGGCCCGGCACCGCGGCGCGCGAGGAUCCCGAGGUGCUACGGAUGCUGGACGCGUUCAAGUCCAAGCUCGGCAACAGCACUGCAGCCACGACGACGACACCACCAGAGAAGAAGAAGAAGAAGAAGCAGCAGCAGCAGCAGGAUCACGGCAAGGAUCAUGACGGGGGCGCGGAUGCAGGCGAAGCAGACCUGUGCGACCUGCACUUCAUCGCCAACUGUCAGAGCUGCACGGCGUGGGAUGAGAAUGGUGCGCGGGAAGAGGAGGAGGAGGAGGAGGACGACGACAUGGGCUGGAUGUCGCACUCCCUCUCGUUUGCGGCGGACAGACUCGGCAAGGACCUGAGCAACAGGAAGAAGGCCGAGGAGGAGCUGGUGGUGAUCGAUCCCAGGGAAAAGGCGAGGUCGUUCAAGGAGAGCAAGAGGGCGGCGGAGAGGAGGGGCGGCGGCGGCGGCAGCAGCAGCAGCAGGCAGUGGGAUCAGAAGAGGGACCAAGCUCGGAAUGCGAAGCUGGCGCAGGCGUCGUCUCUGGCAGGGAGGGGAGCCAAGUAG